Mesoplodon densirostris (Blainville's beaked whale) is the source of this 1128-nucleotide messenger RNA. RefSeq names its product myostatin (gene MSTN). The transcript is spliced from 3 exons. Bases 1 to 1128 code for a protein of 375 amino acids. The record is from RefSeq and is a predicted model, not a curated record. Gene Ontology annotation, molecular function: cytokine activity; growth factor activity. NCBI's taxonomy places the organism in Eukaryota, Metazoa, Chordata, Mammalia, Artiodactyla, Ziphiidae. Gene Ontology annotation, cellular component: extracellular region. Gene Ontology annotation, biological process: SMAD protein signal transduction.
AUGCAAAAACUGCAAAUCUAUGUUUAUAUUUACCUAUUUAUGCUGAUUGUUGCUGGUCCAGUGGAUCUGAAUGAGAACAGCGAGCAAAAGGAAAAUGUGGAAAAAGAGGGGCUGUGUAAUGCAUGUAUGUGGAGACAAAACACUAAAUCCUCAAGACUUGAAGCCAUAAAGAUCCAAAUCCUCAGUAAACUUCGCCUGGAAACAGCUCCUAACAUCAGCAAAGAUGCUAUAAGACAACUUUUGCCCAAAGCUCCUCCACUCCGGGAACUGAUUGAUCAGUACGAUGUCCAGAGAGAUGACAGCAGUGACGGCUCCUUGGAAGAUGAUGAUUACCACGCUACGACGGAAACGGUCAUUACCAUGCCCACAGAGUCUGAUCUUCUAAUGCAAGUGGAAGGAAAACCCAAAUGUUGCUUCUUUAAAUUUAGCUCUAAAAUACAAUACAAUAAAGUAGUAAAGGCCCAACUGUGGAUAUAUCUGAGGCCAGUCAAGACUCCUACAACAGUGUUUGUGCAAAUCCUGAGACUCAUCAAACCCAUGAAAGACGGUACAAGGUAUACUGGAAUCCGAUCUCUGAAACUUGACAUGAACCCAGGCACUGGUAUUUGGCAGAGCAUUGAUGUGAAGACAGUGUUGCAAAAUUGGCUCAAACAACCUGAAUCCAACUUAGGCAUUGAAAUCAAAGCUUUAGAUGAGAAUGGUCAUGAUCUUGCUGUAACCUUCCCAGGACCAGGAGAAGAUGGGCUGAAUCCCUUUUUAGAAGUCAAGGUAACAGACACACCAAAAAGAUCCAGGAGAGAUUUUGGACUCGACUGUGAUGAGCACUCCACAGAAUCUCGAUGCUGUCGUUACCCUCUAACUGUGGAUUUUGAAGCUUUUGGAUGGGAUUGGAUUAUUGCACCUAAAAGAUAUAAGGCCAAUUACUGCUCUGGAGAGUGUGAAUUUGUAUUUUUACAAAAAUAUCCUCAUACCCAUCUUGUGCACCAAGCAAACCCCAGAGGUUCAGCAGGCCCCUGUUGUACUCCCACAAAGAUGUCUCCAAUUAAUAUGCUAUAUUUUAAUGGCAAAGAACAAAUAAUAUAUGGGAAAAUUCCAGCCAUGGUAGUAGAUCGCUGUGGGUGCUCAUGA